AGUACACAAUCAUUUAUUGGUUAACUUUACAUUAAUUAAUUUACUGUUUUCUUGUUAUAUAUCAAAUAUUUAAUUUCUGUAUAUCUACAUAAAAGCAUUAUCUGUGUUCUAAUUAAAGUAUAAGUGAACAUCAAUAUAUUUAUCCAAUACUCAGACACAUUUGCUUGAUUUCCAGUACUGAAACAUCACCAUGCCAAAAAAAGGAAAGAGGAGUGAAUCACAGAAACAGCGCAGAAAGCUACAGUCUUCAUUGGGCACCAGUAACAGUACCAACUCUGUAUCAGGCACUGCAGCCUUUAACAUCUCUGGUAAAACACUGCACUGUCUUUUGAAGCUCCCAAGAAGCUUGAAGCCUCCUUACCAAGGACUGGGAAACAGCUUGGAUGAAAUGAGGGCAGACCUUUCUAAUGCACACAUUUUAAUUAUUGAUGAAAUAUCAAUGGUGUCAAAACAGUUGUUUGCAUAUGUGAACUGGAGACUGCAACAGAUAAAAGGAAACCAGAAACCUUUUGGUGGAUUAUCAGUAUUAUGUGUGGGGGAUUUUCACCAACUGCCACCUUUAGGAAGAGCAAAACCACUCUGUGUGUAUGAGAACCAUGUGCUGGACUUCUGGAAAGAUCAUUUUCAAAUGAUAACCCUGACACAGAUAAUGAGGCAGAGAGAUGAUCUUGCAUAUGCUGAGCUUCUCAACCGUCUGAGGGUGAAACAGAAGCAUGCAAAACUGACUGAUGCAGAAAAGUGCAUGUUAGAAGCGGUCAUAAGAUCCUCCCCUGAAGAGUGUCCUACUGAUGCAUUACACAUCUAUGCAACCAACAAAGAGGUAGAAAAUCAUAACACUGAAGCCAUAUCAUCACGCUUUUCAGAUAUCAUUAACCUUGAUGCGCAUGACUACAAAAAAGAUCCACGAACAGGUGAGAUGAAAAGGCAAGCUGUUCCAUUAAAAGGAGAUAAACGUGAUCUAAUUGAUACACUACAGAUUGCUAUUGGUGCACGAGUGAUGCUUACUAGAAAUAUUGAUGUAGAAGAUGGACUGGUUAAUGGUACUUUUGGCAAUGUGGCAAAAAUAACAGCUCACACUCGAGUUGGUGUUCCUGUUGUUCAAUCAAUUGGUCUUCAUCUAGAUAAUGUGACUGCUGGACAGAAACAUCGCAACAAAGCACCUGAUGGAGAUGACAAUAUUGUCUAUAUUGAGAGGUCAGAGGAACCACUAAAAAAAAAAGAACAGUUCGAAGGCAAUUUCCCAUGAAGCUUGCUUUUGCUUGCACAAUCCAUAAAGUCCAAGGAAUGACAACAGAUUGUGCUGUUGUAUCACUGAAGCACAUAUUUGAAUCAGGCAUGGCAUAUGUUGCACUCAGCAGAACAACAACACUCAGUGGACUGCACAUUACAGACUUUGAUGAAAAGAAAAUUUUCUGUAAUCCAGAAAUAAGUGCCUCCUUGGAGAACAUGACAAAAGCAGAUUUUCAGAAUAUUCAACCCAUCCUUCACAUUGUACAAGAUUCAAAAAUGAAUUCUGCUCUUAAAAUCAUUCAUCAUAACACAGAGGGACUGGAGUGUCAUUUAGAUGAUUUGAAAUGCCACCAUGAACUUUUACUGGCUGAUGUUUUGUGUCUAACUGAAACACACCUGUCAGGCUCUGCUGUUCCUGCAUACCUCCAGCUGGAUGGGUAUACCAUGUACAGACGCAACAGACAUGCAUCCUACACAAACUAUAUCCAUUUGGCAAAUAAGAGUGGUGGUGGAGUGGCAAUUUAUGUGAAGAACAGCUUUCAAGUUUCUCCUCUGAUGUACAUACAGAAUGUUACUGAUCUGGAAUAUUUGGUUUUGAAGAUAGAAGCCCCCAAACAAGCACUUCUUGCAGUGAUCUACAGACCACCCAGUUACAAUUUAGCAGAGUUUUUGGCAAACCUGAAUGCCCUCUUGACAUCUCUGGAGAUCAUGGAUUUCAAGCCCAUUAUAGUGUGUGGAGACUUUAAUGAAGAUCAGCUGUCUCAUCACAACAAACCUAUUCUCAAUUUGCUUGAAGAUAAAGGAUACACACAGCUAAUCAGCACCGGUACAACAGAAAACAACACUCUUCUGGAUCCUGUUUUCGUAAGUGGUGCACACUCAAACGUAAGAGCAGGAGUUCUACAGACAUAUUACAGCUAUCAUGAUCCUGUGUAUUGUGUUUUAGAAUAAAUACAUCACAUAUAAAAGCCUGCAUAGAUCUCUCAUACAACACUUAUGUAAAUUUUAUUUAAUAAUUUUGAGACAUAAUAAUGCUAAUUUUGAGAAAUAAUGCUAAUGCAAAUACAAAUUAAUUCAGUGUAUAUUAAUAAACAUCACAUUUUGUGUGUAUUCCAUGUUUGCACGUGUGUGUGAAUGUGUUAAAUAGGGAAGGUGUGUGUGUGUGUGUGUGUGUGUGUGUGUGUGUGUGUGUGUGUGUGUGUGUGACUGUGUUAGAUAAAGAAUGAA
Cyprinus carpio (common carp) is the source of this 2457-nucleotide messenger RNA. Its product is annotated as ATP-dependent DNA helicase PIF1-like. NCBI's taxonomy places the organism in Eukaryota, Metazoa, Chordata, Actinopteri, Cypriniformes, Cyprinidae. Bases 191 to 1246 code for a protein of 351 amino acids. The transcript is spliced from 2 exons. The record is from RefSeq and is a predicted model, not a curated record.